CCCCCCCCCCCCCCCCCCCCCCCCCCCCCCCCCCCCCCCCCCCCCCCCCCCCCCCCCCCCCCCCCCCCCCCCCCCCCCCCCCCCCCCCCCCCCCCCCCCCCCCCCCCCCCCCCCCCCCCCUUAAUAAAAUAUAUUUUGUACAGCUUUAUCUAUUUAUUUUUUUUUCAGUUUACCCAUCAUUGUAAAGAACAAUUAGCUCAUAAUAUUAUGUCUAUUAUAAAAAAUUAUUUUCUAAAUGAUAGAUGGAAUUUUUUGGAUUUUAUUGGAAUUAUAUUCUAUCUUAUUGGUUUUAUUUCUCGAUUUAUUGUUUCUCAGAGAGCAUUUACUCUAUCAAAGUACAAUAUACUUUAGAAUUAUCAAAUGUGAAAUAUAUUCUCCCACUUUUUUUUUGUCUUUAGAAUAUUUAUGUGUUUGGAUUUAUUCAUAUGGUAUGUGAGAAUAUUACAUUUAUUUGCCGCAUCCGAACGUCUUGGACCUAAACUAUUGAUGAUAUUAAAAACGAUGAAAGAUUUAUUCUUUUUUAUCUGUUUUAUCUUAAUAUUCUUAUUUGCUUAUUCUGUUACGGCUUAUUCAUUGAUAACAACAAAUGAACAAGUUCACUGGAUUAUCGAUAAAAAUAGUUCAUCAUCUACGUGGGAGUCUAGAAAUUUUACUCUAUUGAAUGAUGGUACCGACUUAUGGUCAUGGGUAAUUAUACGACAUGUUAUUGAUUGGGGUAUGUGGAAAAUUUUUGGUGAAGUUGAUUUAAACGAUUAUCCACAAGGUAGUGAUUCAACGUUAAAUGGUAAGAAAAUAAACCGAUUCAUAGAUCAUAUACUUCUCGCUUUAUAGACACAAACAAGAAUCAAACUUUUUCAGUAACAAACCGCACGUUUUUUAUUCGAGUUAUAGGAAGAUCUGUCAAGGUUGCCAUUUUCUCUCCUGCUUGAUUCUUAUCUGAUAAACGUACAUAACUGUCUAAAAACGAUAAAUACAUACAACAGCCCAUUCAAGAAAAAACAACAACUUUGACAUGUCCUAUGUAUCUGUCGUGUAGAAUUUUGAUUUUGUUGCCCUAAUAACUACAGUCUCGGCAAUUUCUUAAAAUUUUGAAUUGAAUUGAAAAACAAAUGAAAUAAACUUAAAAUUUUGAUUUUUCAAUCCUUUUUUCUGAAAUCAUGAAUGAUUUUCAAACCUCUGUAUCAAGUAAUUAAUAGAAGUACACAGUGUGCAUUUUUCCAUAGGCUAGACGGACAUUUUCUAUAGAAGCAGUCGGAAAAUCUAUAAACACUUUUUUAUAGGUUUUCAGAUACGCUUUUUACAAUGGUGUGCUUUAUAAAAUUCAAAGAGACUUUCAGCCGGAUUCUUUACAGACCGGGUUUCUAGAAAACCUAUACAUAAGUAUUCUAGAAUUUUAUAAAGCGAACCAUAGGAAAGAGAAUAUUUGAACAGCUAUAAAAAAAAAUGUUUAUAGACUUUCGGACUGCUUCUAUAGCAAAUAUCAAAAUCCCUAGUAAAAAUUGUGACUCUAUACUUUGACUUUAAUGUUCAUUAGAUCCAACAAGUUUUUGCUCAGAAAAACCUACUAAUUGCACAUCAUUCAAUGCAGUUUCCUGCACUGACUCUGAAUACUCCCCGCCCUCCAUAAUAGAAGACCACCCUUUAGAACUCGACUUGCGGGACAAAAUAAAAGAUCAGAUGGUCUACUGUUAUGGAGCGGGCGAGGGUAUGUCAUUUUUCAUUGAUUAAAAACAUUUCUGGGCUGAGAAAAAUGGAAAAAAUCUCGAAAAACCCAGUAUCUUUAGAAAAGCUGCUGUGAGCUUUAGAAACAUUUGCACAGUUUUGCACAUUCACGAUAGGUGGAGGACAUAUAGAAGAACAUUCAGUGAAAGUUUGAACGGGUUUCGGCUUGAGAUGUGGAGAGGGCGCUCAUUUUACUAAAAGUAGCCGUUUAGAAAAUUACUUAGGGAAAGGUUUUAUUUUUUUCUCAACAAUCUCCAAUGCACCCUACGACUUUUUUACUUUUUAUAUACUAAAUGCUGUGGGGAUCCAUAAUUUACAGCCCAUUUAGUUACCAGAGUCUUCAUUUUUUCGGUAAACUUUAUUUUAUUACAGGCUAAUUUUUGCGUAGCUGUUUUCCCAUACUCCGUGAACAUUUUAACAAAACUUUUGUGCCAUCAGGCAGAGCAUAUCUUGAAGUAUAUUGUUCACUAUCUGAAUCGUUUAAAAGUCGAUUUUUAUUUUUUCAUCUACAGUCCGCCUGGGUACACACUAUGCAGUGACAUACAUGAAAGUGAAAUAAAAUAUGUCUUGGUAUUCCUGAGUGUCGGCUUGCUUUUCGUAUAUCAUAGGUUCGCUUUAAACGUGUUUUUCUUGAAUAAAAGGCAAAAUUUUACCAAAGCUCAUCCUAAACACGAGAAAAUUUGACUUUUUCGUCUUCGCACAGUAGAAAUAGCUGUUCUAUAGAAUAGUCAGUUGACUGACUAAUACAACAUAUGACUUCCUUAGCUACAGUAGAUGAUAGUGAUUGGAGGUAUCGCUCGACGAGCUCAGAUGUUCAGUAAUCAUAUAUUUUAACGAGACUUUUAUUUUUCUACAUUGUUCUCUUAAAAAGAACCAUUUUGAGACGUUUUUUUCGAAAGAAAGAGCCUACGGUCGCUUUGAACGCAGUUAUGGCGACCAAUAAUAAAAUAUUCGAUUUCAUUUUUGAGAAUGGCAUCUUUGGUGAAGAUAAGUCAUCACCAAAUCCUAUCACCACAUUUUGGUGAUAGCUUAUUGUUCGAGGUAACACCAAAAAUUGAAAGGUGAUAAUGGCAGUUGUAGUUACCGAACGUUAUUCAAAUUUUAAAAAGUGAGAUUUGAACUGGUUUAAGCCAUAAAACUGCGCGAAUUAAAAGGAAUAAAUUGAUUUUGAUCCAGAAACGAUACUAUACAUGUUCCCGAAGAGAAAACCGGAUAAAACAUCAUGCGAUUAAGGCAAUAAUUUGAUUACCGCAGUUCUUCAAAAAUGUGAAGCAAUGAGAACUGUAAAGUUUUCUUGAAGAAAGUCUCAAUUAAACGACAAGCGUUCAUCCCGGGGCUUGCAAAGGUUCAGUAACUUUUUCUCAGACUACUUUACAUUAUGUUUUACUCGGACUUUUCUUCAAGAACAUGAUGUAAUAUGACCUCAGUAGGGUCAAAUGCAGUUAACAUGCUAGUUUCACCAUGUUUUACCCGGUUUUUUCUUCGGGAACAUGAUGCAAACAAGCUAUCUUGUUCAUUGCGGGCUCAGUUAGAGAGUGAGCUGGAAAUAAAUACAGAGUAAUUUUCUUUCUUUCAUAAUUGCAUAUAACAGACACAGUUAACAUAUAUAAAAUAGAAAUUCUUAAGGGGGGUCCCCCCAUUUAGAUUUUUCUCUAGCGUUCGCAGUUUGUAGAGGAUACUUCGAAGUAUAUGUCCUGAAGUUUUUUCGGCUUACUGACGUUAUUUGGCUGAGAAAAAAAUUAAUUACUUAAAAAAAUGUUGUUAAAUUUUUGAGCACGGGGUUAUUACA
Didymodactylos carnosus is the source of this 3511-nucleotide messenger RNA. Lineage: Eukaryota; Metazoa; Rotifera; Eurotatoria; Philodinida; Philodinidae. The record is from the annotation of a GenBank genome assembly.